Molecule: messenger RNA, 1192 nt
Organism: Dama dama (fallow deer)
Lineage: Eukaryota; Metazoa; Chordata; Mammalia; Artiodactyla; Cervidae
Gene: SULT2B1
Product: sulfotransferase family 2B member 1
Exons: 7
Coding region: 25-1164 (379 amino acids)
Biological process (GO): sulfation
Cellular component (GO): cytoplasm
Molecular function (GO): sulfotransferase activity
Source: RefSeq, a predicted model, not a curated record
GUAGCAGCUGGGAGAACCGGCUGGAUGCGGCCCCUCCCCUUGGGCGUGGAGGUAGGCACCUGGCGGUCCCCGGGUGGCAGACGCCACCGGUGCACACACCUGGUCCCCGUGCCGUCUGCUCCCAGCGCGUCCUCCUCUCCCCAGCCUCGCCCGCCUGCCAUGGGUGAGCCUGCCGAGCCCGGGAACCAGGCCGAGUGGGAACCCUAUGAGAAAAACAUCUUGGCGAUCAGCCAGAAUUUGUCAGGCGAAUACUUCAGGUACAAAGGCAUCCUCUUCCCCGUGGGCCUCUACUCACCUGAGAGCAUCAGCAUGGUAGAGAACGCCGAAGUACAGGACGAUGACAUCUUCAUCGUCACCUACCCCAAGUCAGGGACCAACUGGAUGAUUGAGAUCCUGAGCUUAAUCCUAAAGGACGGGGACCCCUCCUGGGUCCACUCAGUGCCCAUCUGGAAGCGGUCGCCCUGGUGUGAAGCCAUCAUAGGUGCCUUCAGCCUCCCCAACCAGCCCAGCCCCCGCCUCAUGAGCUCCCACCUCCCCAUCCAGCUCUUCGCCAAGGCCUUCUUCAACUCCAAGGCCAAGGUGAUCUACAUGGGCCGGAACCCCCGGGACGUGGUGGUCUCGCUCUAUCACUACUCCAAGAUCGCCAGGCAGUUGAAGGACCCUGGCACGCCCGACCAGUUCCUGGAGAACUUCCUCAAAGGCGAAGUGCAGUUCGGCUCCUGGUUCGACCACAUUAAGGGCUGGAUUCGGAUGAAGGGCAAAGAGAACUUCCUGUUUAUCACUUACGAGGAGAUGCAGCAGGAUCUCCGUAGCUCCGUAAGGCGCAUCUGCCAGUUCUUGGGCCGGCCGCUGGGCGAGGAGGCGCUGGAGUCCGUCGUGGCACACUCGGCCUUCAACGCCAUGAAGGCCAACACCAUGUCCAACUUCUCCCUGCUGCCCCACAGCCUGCUGGACCAGCGCCACGGUGCCUUCCUCCGGAAAGGGGUCUGCGGUGACUGGAAGAACCACUUCACGGUGGCGCAGAGUGAAGCCUUCGACCGCCUCUACCGCGAGCAGAUGCGGGGGCUGCCGACCUUCCCCUGGGACGUGGACCCCGAGGACGCCAGUCCGGACCCCGACCCGAGCCCCAGCCCAGAUCAGGCCUCCGAAGCACCCCACCCGUGACCCUGAGAAUAAAAGCGUGUCUCUCCUG